Molecule: messenger RNA, 1954 nt
Organism: Anolis sagrei ordinatus
Lineage: Eukaryota; Metazoa; Chordata; Lepidosauria; Squamata; Anolidae
Source: RefSeq, a predicted model, not a curated record
AUUCUUCUAACAGCAUUGUCAAGUCCGCUCUUCCUGCAAAAGGAUUGUACAAAAGGUCCUGAGGUAUGGUGUCGAAACGUGCAAACUGCAUCUCAUUGCAAUGCAAUUAAACAUUGUCGACAGACUGUCUGGAACAAGCCCACAGUGAAAAGCAUCCCUUGUGAUUUGUGUAAAGAAAUCGUAGCUGUAGCUGGAAAGGUCUUGAAAGACAAUGCUACUGAGGAUGAAAUCUAUGCCUACUUGACAAAGGCCUGCGAUUUCCUUCCUGAUCCAGGCCUUGUAUCUCAGUGCAAGGAAAUGGUGGAAGCUUACUUGCCAAACAUUCUGGAUAUGCUCAAGGAGGAGCUUGAUAAUCCUGAAGUUGUAUGCAGUUCACUGACAUUGUGUCAGUCUCUUCAGAAGCACUUGGCCGAAAUAAAACUGCAGAAACAGCUUCAGACUAACAAGAUCCCUGAACUAGACUUCUCUGAACUGGCGUCUCCUUUCAUGGCUAAUGUGCCACUUCUCCUUUACCCCCAGGACAAACCUAAGCAAAAAUCUCAGGGAGGUGGGGAUGUAUGCAAAGAUUGUGUUCAGUUAAUAACUGACAUUCAGGAAGCUGUGAAAAGCAAUGCAACAUUUGUGAAUUCUCUGAUUGAACAUGCCGUGGAGGAGUGUGACCGCUUGGGCCCAGCCUUUGUAGAUACGUGCAAGUCCUACGUCUCCCAGUAUUCAGAUUUGGCUAUCCAGAUGAUGAUGCAUAUGCAACCACAGGAUAUUUGCCAGAUGAUUGGAUUCUGUUCUUCUGUGAAAUCUGUGCCUCUCCAAACUCUGGUGCCCGCAAAAGCCAUCUCUCCAGCAAAGGUAGAACCAGUUGAGACCAGCCUGAGUCAAAGGGAAACUUUCUCUCUGUGUGAAGCAUGCACAAUUAUGGUGGAAGAAGUGACCAGUCUUCUGGAAAGCAAUAAGACAGAGGAAGAAAUGGUAUAUGGGAUGGAGAAGGUGUGUUCUGUACUACCUCAACAAUUCCGGGAUGAGUGCCGGGACUUUGUGGAUAUCUAUGGGAAGUCUCUUAUCGACAUGCUUUUGGAAGCAACAGACCCAAAAGUUGUAUGUGAGAGGCUGGGAUGCUGUGGAAGCAAGGUUUUGCCUGCUGAAAAGCUUGUUCCAGUGAAGUCACAAGUUGGGGGUCUUUGUGACGUGUGCAAGAUGGUUGUAGCUUAUGCAGAUAAAGAGUUGGCAAAGAAUGCUACUGCUGCUGAGAUUGAAGCUUUUCUGGAAAGAGUCUGCCACUACUUGCCCGAAUCUGUCAGUGAUCAGUGCGUACAGUUUGUGGAUCAAUAUGAGCCAAUAGUUGUGCAGCUCUUGGCAGAAAUGAUGGACCCUGGUUUUGUGUGUAGUAAACUUGGCGUUUGUGAGAAAUCGACAGAGCACCUUUUGGGAUCAGAGUUAUGUGUCCGUGGACCUGGCUAUUGGUGUAAAAAUAUGGACACCGCAUUGCAGUGUAAUGCUGUUGAACACUGCAAGCAUCAUGUGUGGAACUAGAAGAAGUUUUUACUUUCGCCGACUUUCAUUUUCAUUUUUGAAGAAGCAAAAGGCAAGGAUUAGGCCAGCAAGAACUCAUUCUUGAUGUCCCGAUCUCCUCACAGCUCCAUCAUCCCCAAUCAUAUGUUUCUUUUUAUGAAUUGUUUGGUAGCCAUGCUGCUACUCAGGAAGGGAUCCACACGUCAUAUUUCUGAUUUUAGUUUUAGUUCCUUAUGGUUCAUAAGAAUGUGAGAAAUCAUCAGUGUUGGUCAAUUGGUCUGAGUGCCUCUGAGAAAUGGGGCUUAUCGACAAUGUAAGCAAAUUAAGGACAGGACUGUUGUGUCUAGAUCUUAAAUGUAGCUACUAAUUUUUAAAGGCGCUCUGACUGGUGAUUUAACUUGUUAUAAUGUGUGUCUCUCAAUACUUUUCAUUAAAACAGAUAUUGAAAUUA